Molecule: messenger RNA, 1524 nt
Organism: Penicillium digitatum Pd1
Lineage: Eukaryota; Fungi; Ascomycota; Eurotiomycetes; Eurotiales; Aspergillaceae
Product: Ribosomal protein S2, conserved site
Source: RefSeq, a predicted model, not a curated record
AUGAACUUCGUUGCCGUCUUUAUCGUCCUUCUGUGGUGUUUAUCGCCGCUGGGAAGUCAGGCAUCGCUCCGGAUCAUUUCCAUCGUCCCGAGUUACCCAGCCAAUCCAAUCGAGUUGACCAGUUUCAACACCUUCACCGCGUACCAGUUCGGCUACAGCCAAGUGAUGUCGAUGGCCAAAACAUCAGUCGCCAUCCCCAUGACUGCUUCGAUGUCGGCGGCCUCGCUACUUUCCACCCGCAAUCAAGAUCUCUGGGGCAACAUCCGAUUUCCUGCGAUUGAAAAUCUCGAGAAAACCAGCACAGGAUGGAUGCAUGUACCCCAAAAUGACAACUUGACGUACGCGUCUCUGGUUGGUGUGCCGGUGAUUGGCUUGCCUAGUGCCGGCAACACAUCAUUCAUCCUCCCUGGCUCCUAUUUAUCCAUCUCCUGUCCUGUCUUCGACACAAUUCACACUCUCAAUCUUACCGAUUUCGCCGGGCCAGAUGCUCCAUCCCCCGGCAAUGGCGACGAUUGCAGCUGGACAAGCGCAUGGGGUGGAUUUCAAUUCCAGCUUGCCCUCUCAGAGCCAUGUUCGAACGCACUCAACGCAUCGAAGACGAGGACUCGGAAUGCCCGCAAGCUGAUAUGGGAGUCAUGGGACCGCGGCUAUGCAGACGAUGUAAGGGAUAGAUCCCCCAUCACGCGAGCUAUCUGUGAUAUCACUACGACCUAUGUCGAUGCCAAUGUGACCUGCGAGAGCUUAGACGGGAAGCAAUCCGUAAAGACUUGCGACCUACUCGCCGCUCGCCGAUCGGUAGAUAGAUCCCAUUUCCACCAAAAUUGGACUGUCUUUGAUAUAAACCCCCCAGGGAAUUUUCAGUUGAUGAAAGGUUAUAACAACGGAGUCUUUGAUCUUCUCACUACGAUGUUUCCACACAUGGACGAAAACGGUGGCCUCCAGCCCGUCAUUGGAUAUUUUAUAGACCCUUUUCAGGCUAUCGGAACCUUUUUCAGCGAGACACUUAUGUCGCCUGAGACCACCACCUCAAGUGUCUUUGGUACGCGUCUAUCACAGCUCUUGAAUUCCUUGCUCUACCUCGGGAUCAAUCCCUCGACCUUCACGGGCUCUGUUGACAUGAUGCAAUUCACACGGGAAGGAAGCACGAUUAAGGAUACCCCGUUCAAAGUGACUGCCCAAACUACACAUCUACGGAAUAUCGUCAGGUGUCACCGUCCCUGGCUUGCCGUCCUUAUUGUUUCAUCGGUGGUUAUCUUCAGCAUUGCCGUGAUGGCGGCUUAUCUCCAUAUUAAAACGAUCGCCCCCGAUCUUCUAGGAUCGAUCUCCGUUGCCCUGCUGCAAAAUAAGACCGACGGAAUUAUCGGUUCUUCUAUAUGGACUUCAGAUGAAUGGACAAAGAACAUGCGAGACAAGAAACUUUGGCUUGGAGACGUCCAGCCUGGGGCUGAGAUUGGGCGCCUUGCCUUGACUACUGUGGCACAAGAUUUUCCUCUUGGUUCAAGAAAGGAAAGGUCAUAUUAUUGA